This is a messenger RNA of Carassius auratus (goldfish), 2773 nucleotides long. RefSeq names its product solute carrier family 25 member 48. Lineage: Eukaryota; Metazoa; Chordata; Actinopteri; Cypriniformes; Cyprinidae. Bases 502 to 1431 code for a protein of 309 amino acids. The record is from RefSeq and is a predicted model, not a curated record. The transcript is spliced from 7 exons. Gene Ontology annotation, molecular function: transmembrane transporter activity. Gene Ontology annotation, cellular component: mitochondrion. Gene Ontology annotation, biological process: transmembrane transport.
AUGGUGGUAUACACAAUGGACAAUAGUCAACAUUAUUAUUUAGCAAUCAUUUAAACAUGGUUUACAAGAGAAUCUUUGUGAAAAACAUUGGUUUUACGGUUCAGUCAGAUGAGUGUUAUGGACACCAGCACAUUCCAGGCAUUCCUCAACAUAUAGAGAAACUCAGCAGCCACAUAAAGAGUCACGUGAUAAAGAAUCCUACAUUAUAGCCGUCAUGUUACACAAUAGUGUGAAAUAUGUAUGCAGCAUAUUGUUUUAUUGGGGUAAUUCUGAAUGUUUGUUGAAGGACAAAUCUAUUUUCGUAUCUCGGCUACGCCCCCAUAUACUCCCCCUUUAGCGAUGUAAAUAUGUGGAUGAGGCUGAAGUUACUACCUCUGCUUUUAUUGAUCUGACCAACUAUUAAAUGAAGCUUACGAGUGUUUAGCGGGAAGAAUGAAUCCGCAUCAAUGCUGAAGUUUGUGUGGAACUCUCCGGUGUGAACUCACUCUGUUGUACGCUACCAUGACAGUCUUUCAAUUGGAUGAUUUUUUAGCUGGAUGGAUUGGAGGAGCAUCCAGUGUGAUUGUGGGACAUCCACUUGACACAGUCAAGACUCGUUUACAAGCUGGCAAAGGAUACAAGAACACGCUCCACUGUGUUGUAACGAUCUACAAAAAAGAAAAUGUUACGGGCUUUUUCAAAGGACUGUCCUUUCCAUUGGCCAGCAUCACUCUUUAUAAUUCUAUGGUGUUCGGUUUCUUCAGCAACACACAGCGCCUCAUUAGCAGAUAUCGUUAUGGUGAUGGCAGACACCCAUGCAGCGUGCUUGACUUGACUGUAGCGAGCAUGUUGACUGGUCUGGUGUCAGUGGGGAUGGGCGCUCCUGUUGACCUCGUCAAAAUUAGACUGCAGAUGCAAACCCAACCUGUUCUUGCAGAGAACUUUAACCUUGCUGGGAAUGGGAGUGUCCCUCUCCGGUCAAUGGGAAUUCAGUCCCAGUCGUUGUACAGAGGGCCACUGCACUGCAUUAGUACCGUCCUGCAGAACGAGGGCAUUCAAGGGCUCUACAGGGGCGCAGGAGCCAUGAUAUUGCGAGAUGUACCCGGGUACACCCUGUACUUCGUACCAUACACGUUAUUCUGUGACUGGCUGAAUCCUGAUGGCAGUGCCUCGCUCCAUCCCUGCUGUAUAUGGCUAGCAGGAGGUUUAGCAGGAUCCAUCUCGUGGGUCACCGCCACACCAGCAGAUGUAGUGAAAAGCCGGUUGCAGGCAGAUGCCAUGCAGCACAGGAAAUACAAGGGCAUUCUGCACUGCACCAUGCAAAGUUACAAGACAGAGGGAAUACAUGUUUUCUUUCGUGGAGCGACUGUCAAUGCCGUCAGAGGAUUUCCAAUGUGUGCAACUAUGUUUCUUGGUUACGAGCUUUCCCUCCAGUUUUUCCGCAGUUUCUAAAACAGACUCAUCUGCUUCCAGAAGGGUCCAUGAUUUCAAUGGCAUGUAGAGACUUACAUGUGAGUUCAUUGUUGAUACAAUGAAGAGUAUCAGUGAAGCUUUUAAGUUUUUCUUACAUUAAGAAAAUAGGUACAACAUUUUGCUGAGAUGUUUUAAUAUAUGAUUAUGCAUCACCUGCAUGAGAAUGCUACACUAAUUUAUAUUUUGCUUAUACACAUGUUUAUGUAUUCUGCAUUUGCAAACUGUCACAUUUAUGCAUGAUCACCUAACAAACCAUUAGACUGUACUUGAGAAAGAGUUUUUAUCUACUUUUUAUAUAAGUUCAGUCAGCUGUGUGCAAUAUGCCUUUACAAUGAUUAUCUGCUAAUGAAAUAUUAUUCAAAUAUGUAAAUAAAUCAAAUGGUAUACUGAAGUAAAGUGUCUGCUAGCUUGUUUGUGUGAAUCAAUUUCAAAAUAAUACUCAUGUAUUUUACUGAACUUUUAUUUUUGUAGACAUACCUCUCAAGGUAGAAUUUAGAAAAUAUUGAUAUUGUUAGUAUUUAAGAUGCUCUUUUAUUGCAACCUCCACUUUCAUAAUAUAAUAAUGUCUGUAUAUAGGGCUAUAAUUCUGAAACAGUAUAUCAAUUGAAUGUUGAUGUCUCUUGUUAUACACUAGGUGGCGCUGUUUCAUUAUGUCAGGAAAAUCGGUAGUGACGCUAGAGAAAGGUAAAGGAAAAAUGUUUCCACUAGAUGGAGACACUGUAUCUAAAACAAAACUGUGAGACCUGCCUUUUCUUUGCUUGAACGCUUGUAAUUAACACUAUCAAUAUAUUUAUUUGUUUACCUUCAUGCCAAAGUGACCAUUAACUGACACCAGAGAACUAUGAACAUGAAUGUUCAAUUAUUGAAAUAUUAACAUCCUCAGAGAUAUUUCAAGUAAAUAUUUUAUUUUAAGGGCCUGGCUGACAAAAACCAUUGGAAAUCACUGCAUUACAUGAGCUAAUACUAAAAAACAUAAAGAUAUCAAUGACAUUACACACCCAAAGAUUUGAAAUAUUUUAGUCCACGCUUCAGCAGUUACUGAAGCUGUAGUGUUGAUAUAAAUAUAAUUGAUAUAAUAAACCACAUAUUAGUGCCUUUUCUGCAUGCCCAUAUUUUAAAUACCCUUUAUCAUACUUAACAUCUACUGUACUAACUAUUAAUGAGCAGCAAAUUAGUUCACUGGGGCAAAAUAGUUAAUAGUUAAUAGUAAGAAUUGAUCCCCAAACUAAAGAGUGACCAAAGCAAUUAUUACAACAAUAAAACAACAAAUAUUCAGAAAGAAAACAUUUAAGCUGAAAAAAAAAAAAGAGUAAAGCUAUGG